Messenger RNA from Peronospora matthiolae, 1989 nucleotides. The record is from the annotation of a GenBank genome assembly. Lineage: Eukaryota; Oomycota; Peronosporomycetes; Peronosporales; Peronosporaceae.
AUGCUUUACCAUGCUAAGCUGGAAAAGUGCUUCUGGGCCGAAGCAGCAAUGACGGCAAUCUACGUUAAGAACCGUCUGCCGUCGCCUAAAGUUAUGCACAAGACUCCGUUCGAGAUCGUUCACAACUCCAAGCCAAGUAUCAAGCACAUGCGGGUGUUCGGUUGUCAGGUUUACAUACUGACACCAAAGGAGAAGCGGCUCAAGUGGGACCCCAAGGCUCGCACUGGAAUAUUCUUGAACUACGAAGAAGUAUCCAAAGCAUACCGCGUUUAUGACAUCGAGGCGGGGCAGGUAGUCAUCAGUCGCGAUGUCAACUUUGACGAGUCCGACUUUGGACUUUCUCCGCCAACCACCACUGAAGACGCCGAUGACAUUGACUUCGACUCCCUCGAUCUGGAUGAUGAAGUGCCAGGUCAUGCGCAGUACAAGCAAACAGGCAAGCGCAAGAGUCGUCCCCAUGAUGAAGGAGUACCAGCUCCACCCACGCGCACAGUGUGUCAACGGCCCGGAUUAGAAGAAUCAAGUGCGCCAGACAAUCACACGACCCACCAAGAAGAAGAUGAAGAAACAAAGAAUGCUGAUGCAUCGACUCCGUCUGUGUUUUGGCGUGCGAGUGCGGACGCCAUCGAAACGGCAGUAGACUUAUCCGAGCCAUCGACUUUUGAAGCUGCGGUGAGCGGUCCUGAUCAAGUGCAUUUGCGCGAAGCUAUCCCCAAGCUACCUAAAGGACAUCGCGCCAUUGGCACGAAGUGGGUCUUCAAGAUCAAGCGCAAAGCGGACGGAUCAAUUGACAAGUACAAGGCGCGUCUUGUGGCAAAGGGUUUUAAGCAACAAUAUGGGAUGGACUACACGGAAACAUUCUCGCCCGUCGUCAAGUACGUGACGCUGCGCAUGGUGAUUGCAGUCACCAUGUAUUUCGGAUGGACCAUCGACCAAAUCGACGUGGUGACGGCAUUCCUGUAUGGUGUCAUGCAGGAGCAAGUAUUCUGCGUCAUCCCUGAAGGCGUGGAAUUGGAGGGCUCCUUCGAUUGUCUGGAGUUGGUGAAGGCAAUCUACAGACUAAAACAAGCGCCGCGCGUGUGGAACGAAACGUUUGACGAGUUCUUGUGUACCAUUGGAUUCCAAGCGUCAAGCCUCGACCUGUUUCUCUACAUAAGGAUCGUUUCAUGCGAGCUAAUUGCAAGCACCAAGACCGAACUGAAGACACGAUUCGAGAUGACUGACAGCGGCAAGUGUGCAUUUGUGCUUGGAAUCGAGCUUUUGGACGGCGCAGAUGGAAGUGUGACACUAUGCCAGCGUCGGUAUGUAGAUGACAUACUCAAGCGCUUUGGCAUGGAUGAUUGCAAGGCCGUCGCAAGUCCAGUCGACAUGAGCUCUCGACUUGUUUCAAGUGAUGCAUCCACCAAGAUCGAUGCUCCUUUUCGCGAAGCUGUUAGUGCGUUGAUGCACCUGACCACUGCAACGCACCCAGAUAUUGCGUUCGCCGUGACCUAUGUGUCGCGAUUCAUGGAGAACCCCCAAGAAGAACACUGGGUUGCGGUCAAGCACAUCUUCCGCUACCUACAAGGCACCAAGAUGCACGGAAUCUGCUACAAGCCAAAUGCGAAGAUCGACUUUCGUGGCUACUCGGAUGCAGACUGGGCCGGUGAUCUCGCUGAUCGCAAGUCGACGUCUGGUUACGUAUUCAUGCUGUUGGGUGCGCCAGUGAGUUGGGGCAGCAAAAAACAGCCAAUUGUUUUGUUGUCCACGAGUGAAGCCGAAUACAUCGCACUCAGCUUGACGAUUCAAGAGGGCAAGUGGAUUCAUCAUCUGCUUUGUGAGAUCAUGAUGGCUUCCAAUGAAGAAGGACCGGAACUUAUGAUCCUUGAAGACAAUCAGUCGUGUAUCAAGAUGACGGAGAACCCGGUCAACCACAGCCGUGCCAAGCACAUUGACAUAAAGUAUCAUCACAUCCGUGAUGAGGUCAAGCGCGGUGAAGAGAAGCUCUAG